AUGGCCCGAAACGCUGAAAAGGCCAUGACCACUCUGGCUCGAUGGAGGGCCUCGCAGAUAGAAGAGCCAAUCCGCAAAAAACGCCGGCCAUUUUUUGCCAAUGAUUGCAACGACCUAAGAGAUGCUCAGCGAUGGAGACUCGACAUUAUCCGCGAAAUCAGUCGAAAAGUGACUCAAAUUCAGAAUGCUGGCUUGGGUGAACAUCGUAUUCGUGAUCUCAACGACCAGAUUAAUAAACUACUAAGAGAGAAGAAGCACUGGGAAAUAAGAAUAAAAGAACUUGGUGGGACGGAUAUAAAUUUUAAAGCAGGGCCUAAAUUCGAUGCAUCCGCCAAAGAAGCUCCUGGGAAUCGAGGUUAUAAGUACUUUGGAGCAGCAAAAGACUUGCCCGGAGUUCGUAACUUGUUUACUCAAGAGCCAGCCCCAGUGGCAAAGAAAACAAGAGCCGAGUUAAUGAAACAUGUUGAUGCCGACUACUAUGGAUACCGAGAUGAAGACGAUGGCGUCAUUCUGAAAGAGGAGGAAAAAGUCCAAAGAGAGCAACUUCUCAAAUUGGCAAAUGCUGAUGGUGAAUCCAACAUUCAGACCAUUCAAGAGCGCAUAAAUGCCAUUUGCAAAGAUGACACCAAGAAAAAUGACGAUGGAGUUGACUUUGCAGGUCCCAAAAAUUUCAUUUCACACGUCCCAUCAAUUCCCACUCAACAGGAAAUUCACGACGAGCUGAUUCGCCGGAAAAAGCAGGAGUUGUUGGAAAGAUACGUCUCUGACGAUAUUCGUGAAUCGGAAACAAACGCAAAAACUAUGCUUGGAAUUGAGUAA
This is a messenger RNA of Rhagoletis zephyria (snowberry fruit fly), 819 nucleotides long. The record is from RefSeq and is a predicted model, not a curated record. Lineage: Eukaryota; Metazoa; Arthropoda; Insecta; Diptera; Tephritidae.